UGAGGGGCAGCUAUAAAAAUGGUCCUUAUACAAAAUUAAUGUAAUUUUGCACAUUUGGAGAGCAUAAGAAACAUUGAGAAGCAUGUGCGAAUAUGUUGAGACUUUGGGACAGGGACAAGGACAGGAACAGGAACGCGUCCUAUGAAGUAAAUUCCAUUGUUCGAAGGUAACGACAGGUAACGGUAGUAGAUACCUCCGCGCCAAUCGUGUAUCAGUAGAUUCGGUUGAUCCGGGCGAACCCUCGUUGCACGUUGAUUGGUGCACUGGAACGAGCACCUUUUGCUAUAUAACAGGGCCACUUUCCUCGUGAAAUCAUUUGAAAUCAUUCCACAAUCGUCGAUUGAACAAAUUGUUUCGUACAAGUGGUCACUUUCGAAAAGUGCUGCGACCAUCGUCAUGCCGCCAAAAGUUAGCGGUAAAGCUGUGAAGAAGGCCGGAAAGGCUCAGAAAAAUAUCAGCAAGGCCGAUAAGAAGAAGAAAAGGAAGAGGAAGGAGAGCUACGCGAUUUACAUUUAUAAAGUUCUUAAGCAAGUGCACCCCGAUACUGGUGUAUCUAGCAAAGCGAUGAGCAUCAUGAAUAGUUUCGUGAACGAUGUCUUUGAACGUAUCGCAGCGGAAGCCUCAAGACUGGCCCAUUACAACAAACGUUCGACCAUCACGUCUCGGGAAAUUCAAACCGCUGUAAGACUACUUUUGCCUGGUGAAUUAGCCAAGCACGCAGUUAGCGAGGGCACCAAGGCAGUUACAAAAUACACCAGCUCGAAAUAAGCGAAGGUAACUCGCUACUUGCUAUCUUAAAACAAACGGUCCUUUUUAGGACCAACAAAUAUAUAAAUACGUUGGGAACAUAUCUAUUCGAACAUUUACUAAAAAUUAAAAUCUGUUUCAUCGUUUGUACUGGCUGAUCCUCUCGCUUGUAAACCCGAAAGAAAGUGCCGCCACAAUAGAAUAAAGUAGCCGAGGUCCUUUUUAUGUCAUCGCUAGUUCGACGACCGAUGACUCCCGCAGCGAAGACGGUUAUAUGCGGUUGUAUGCGUUUAAACGGGACGGUUUGUCUCAUUAUACACAUUAUCACGCAUCAGCCGCCUUCGCUGGGGGGCUCACCGUCCUCGAACUAGCGGUGACAUAAAAAAUCACCUCGGUUACUUUUUUCUAUUGUAGCGGCACUUCCUUUCGGGUCUACUAGCGAGAG
Hylaeus volcanicus is the source of this 1192-nucleotide messenger RNA. RefSeq names its product histone H2B-like. The record is from RefSeq and is a predicted model, not a curated record. NCBI's taxonomy places the organism in Eukaryota, Metazoa, Arthropoda, Insecta, Hymenoptera, Colletidae. Bases 397 to 768 code for a protein of 123 amino acids. The transcript has a single exon. Gene Ontology annotation, molecular function: structural constituent of chromatin; protein heterodimerization activity; DNA binding. Gene Ontology annotation, cellular component: nucleosome.